AUUGGUCACUGCCUUCCAUAAAACAUAUAUAUGAAUCCCCAUGCCACUUUGAUCAGAACCUUACUUUUGGGCUAAAGAUUCCGGCCAAAGAUUCUUUCUUUUCUGGCCAAACAUGGAAUCAGGAUCAUGGAGGUUUCUUUUGUCUGUUGUGCCAUUGAUUCUAUAUGUUUUCUUUGCUAUCUAUACCAAUAACGUCCAUACUUCUUCAAAGCCUGCAAUUAGGGGAUGCAGCCUUCUUCCUCAUGAUCAUUACUGGAUCGCUAGCAAACGCAUUGUGACACCACAUGAGAUAAUUUUCGGUGCAGUUGAGAUCAAUAGUGGAGUCAUCGUAUCCGUGAUUAAAGAAAAGGAUAUGCCAGGAAAAGUCAAGAAUGUACCAUUAAUUGAUUAUGGAGAAGCUGUUGUGAUGCCUGGUUUAAUUGAUGUGCAUGCGCAUCUUGAUGAUCCUGGAAGGACGGAAUGGGAAGGAUUUCCUUCAGGAACAAAAGCUGCUGCUGCCGGCGGGAUAACAACGUUGAUAGAUAUGCCUCUUAAUAGUUUUCCAUCUACCGUUUCUGAGGAGACCUUACAACUCAAGAUAGAAGCUGCAAAGGGGAGUAUAUAUGUUAACGUUGGGUUUUGGGGAGGUCUAGUGCCUGAAAAUGCAUUUAAUGCAAGUAUUCUGGAAAAUCUCCUAAAUGCGGGUGCUCUUGGUCUCAAGUCUUUCAUGUGUCCUUCAGGAAUUAAUGACUUUCCUAUGACAGAUGCCAGCCAUAUCAAGGAAGGAUUAUCGGUGCUGGCCAAGUACAAGAGACCUUUGCUUGUCCAUGCCGAAAAACAACAAGAAGUGGAACUGAAAGAUGGCUCUGAUGAUCCUCGGUUAUAUUCUACCUAUCUCAAAACCAGGCCCGCCUCAAUGGAAGAGACGGCCAUUAGAGAGUUGCUAACGAUAUCAAAAGACACUAAAAUUGGUGGCGUGGCUGAAGGAGCCCAUCUUCACGUUGUUCAUCUCUCGGAUUCAAGAUCUUCCUUAGAAUUGAUCAAGGAAGCAAAAGUUAAUGGUGACAGCAUAACUGUCGAAACUUGUCCACAUUAUCUAGCCUUUUCUGCAGAAGCGAUCCCAGAUGGCGAUACUCGUUUCAAGUGUGCACCACCCAUCCGUGAUGCACCAAACAAAGAAAAACUUUGGGAGGCCUUGAUGGACGGCGAUAUCGACAUGUUAAGCUCAGAUCAUUCACCAUCUGCACCGGAGCUCAAACUAUUUGCUGAAGGUGACUUUUUGAGGGCAUGGGGAGGCAUAUCUUCAUUGCAGUUUGUUCUUCCUGUGACAUGGUCAUAUGGGCUUAAAUAUGGUGUUACUUUGGAGAAAUUAGUUUCUUGGUGGAGCGAGAAGCCUGCUAAACUUGCUGGCCAAGAUCUAAAGGGAGCUAUUGAAAGUGGAAAGCAUGCAGAUAUUGCUGUUUGGGAACCUGAAGAAGAGUUUGACCUUGACGAAAACCAUUCCGUACACGUUAAACAUCCUAGCAUAUCUGCAUACAUGGGUUCAAGACUUGCUGGAAAAGUUUUAGCAACUUUUGUGAACGGAAACUUAGUUUUUGAGGAUGGAAAACACGCACCUGGUGCAUGUGGUACCACUAUACUAGCAUGAUAAACGAUGAAACUAAACAACAUAUCGUCACCAGCUGGUCACUAUCUUUCAACCAAUCUAGCUCUUCAUAGUGAUAUUUCCUAGCGGAUCAUGCUGCAUAUCCAUCUGUGGUCCUUUCCCACGAACAUAUUCAGCUUCUGCAGUUGUACUACAGGAAAAAGUCAGACUCUGUAAUAUAGAUAGUGUGCUACGAAGUUUACUCAUUCAUAUGUAUGUAUAUGUUAUGGCUGAUUCAAAAAUGUUACUUCCCUCGCGAAAAAAUAGCAAACAUAUAAAUCUGGAACUAUUUAGAAACACUAAAUAAAAAAAAUUCAUUAACGGAUUCUAUGAUAAA
Molecule: messenger RNA, 1961 nt
Organism: Erigeron canadensis
Lineage: Eukaryota; Viridiplantae; Streptophyta; Magnoliopsida; Asterales; Asteraceae
Product: allantoinase
Exons: 15
Coding region: 113-1627 (504 amino acids)
Biological process (GO): allantoin catabolic process; purine nucleobase catabolic process
Cellular component (GO): cytoplasm
Molecular function (GO): cobalt ion binding; zinc ion binding; allantoinase activity
Source: RefSeq, a predicted model, not a curated record